Messenger RNA from Vicia faba (fava bean), 480 nucleotides. NCBI's taxonomy places the organism in Eukaryota, Viridiplantae, Streptophyta, Magnoliopsida, Fabales, Fabaceae. The record is from the annotation of a GenBank genome assembly.
AUGAAAAGAGGCUUUUUCAUUUAUGAAGAACCUUUGGUUCUAGAGUUUCUCCUGCUUCAUUGUGACUUUAUGUUUUUUGAGGAUAGGGAUAGUUGGAGUUGGCGUCAUUCUAGUGACAGGAUCUUCUCGAUCUCUUCAACUUAUCAGCUUCAGUUGAUAUUCAAAAUGGUAAUAGAUGCAUAUGUAGACAAGAAUAUUCUUCGCUACAAACAUAUCCAGCUGCUCAAGAUAAGUAAAGAAGUGGUAAUAGAUGCCACAAAUAAGGGAAACAUUGCACGGAUUAUAAACCAUUCUUGCAUGCCAAACUGCUUUGCAAGGAUUAUGAGUUUGAGUGAUGAGGAGAGCGUGAUUGUUCUUAUUGCCAAAACUAAUGUUUCUGCUGGUGAAGAACUAACAUACGGUUUCAUGUAUAGAAAAAAGUUUAUUUCAAAAUAUGCAAUUGAAUGGAAAAACGUUAUAUAUAAACUUUGGUGCAUUUAA